AAUUCAGGAGGUUAUGUCAAACGAAUUCGUGAUGAAGAUAUUGAAGUUGAUGAGCAAUUGGAUCAGCUUUUAACUGGACAUGGCGAAACAUCCCGUUCUAAUCCAAAGAAGCAAAAGGUUUCUGAAGAUCAUCCAAGCAAACCAACUGACACUCUGACAAAAGCUAGUUUGGAUGAUUCUGGCAAAGAAAAUGCACGUGCGGGUGGAAAGCAUAAUUCUUUAGUGAGGAUUUCUGUCACUAAGAAACCAAUGACCUUUGACGGUAAAAGUCCUGCACAGCCUGAACAAAUGAAAGUGGAAGAUAAUAAAACAAAUAUUGCCGGUGGACUACAAUCUUUGUGUCAAAAUUAUGGAAGUGAUGAUGAAGAUUAG
Sphenostylis stenocarpa is the source of this 372-nucleotide messenger RNA. The record is from the annotation of a GenBank genome assembly. Lineage: Eukaryota; Viridiplantae; Streptophyta; Magnoliopsida; Fabales; Fabaceae.